AUGGAUGAAGAGUUCUCACUAGAAAGUUACUUGGACCAGUGCACAAGCCAGGACGACCUUCCGCCAACUAGCCCACCUAUGUAUACACCUAUGAGCCCCUUUGCGACCGACCUGCCUAUUCCUUCAUCUCUGGAUGUAUCAUUUAGUUCUCAUCCUGAUGAGAUCAAAGAUUUCUCUUCGGUGGAUCUCAGCUUCCUACCAGAUGAUUUAGGCCGGGAUAACAAAGACGAUGGAGGCAGCAUGUUGGAAGAGCCAAAUGGGUCUCAGCCGGGGAUCCAAGAUAGUGGGGCAUUCCUGGAUGGCCGCAACCUAUCUAGAUCGAGGGAUGAAAACUCAACCCAGCCAUUGACUGACCCAUCGGAGUCCAGUCUCCCCAUGACCCCUAUGACCCCAAGGACCCCCAUGACCCCCACCUCUGAAAGUUCGGGCAUCGUCCCACAAUUACAGAAUAUUGUGGCCACUGUAAACCUGGCUUGCAAGCUAGACCUGAAGAAUAUAGCUCUUCAUGCCAGAAAUGCAGAAUACAACCCAAAGAGGUUUGCUGCUGUGAUCAUGAGAAUCAGAGAACCCAGAACAACAGCGCUUAUAUUUAGUUCCGGCAAAAUGGUCUGCACAGGAGCAAAAAGCGAAGAACAGUCUCGGCUGGCAGCCCGGAAAUACGCCCGAGUGGUACAAAAACUCGGCUUCCCUGCAAAAUUCCUGGACUUCAAAAUCCAGAACAUGGUGGGCAGCUGUGAUGUGAAGUUCCCCAUUCGGCUAGAAGGCUUGGUUCUAACGCAUCAGCAGUUCAGCAGCUAUGAACCAGAACUGUUUCCUGGCCUUAUCUACAGAAUGGUCAAACCAAGGAUUGUGCUGCUUAUCUUUGUAUCUGGAAAAGUUGUAUUAACUGGCGCCAAAGACCGUUCUGAAAUAUACGAAGCCUUUGAAAACAUCUACCCAAUCCUGAAAGGUUUCAAGAAAUCCUCUUAA
This is a messenger RNA of Sceloporus undulatus (fence lizard), 969 nucleotides long. It is a transcript of the gene TBPL2, whose product is annotated as TATA-box binding protein like 2. Gene Ontology annotation, biological process: DNA-templated transcription initiation. Gene Ontology annotation, molecular function: RNA polymerase II general transcription initiation factor activity; DNA binding. The record is from RefSeq and is a predicted model, not a curated record. The transcript is spliced from 7 exons. NCBI's taxonomy places the organism in Eukaryota, Metazoa, Chordata, Lepidosauria, Squamata, Phrynosomatidae. Bases 1 to 969 code for a protein of 322 amino acids.